Messenger RNA from Penicillium pulvis, 495 nucleotides. RefSeq names its product GFA family protein. Gene Ontology annotation, molecular function: carbon-sulfur lyase activity. The coding region runs from base 1 to 495 and encodes 164 amino acids. The transcript is spliced from 3 exons. The record is from RefSeq and is a predicted model, not a curated record. NCBI's taxonomy places the organism in Eukaryota, Fungi, Ascomycota, Eurotiomycetes, Eurotiales, Aspergillaceae.
AUGCCUAUGAAACUCGACGGAAGCUGCCAGUGCGGCGGCAUUGAGUUUACACUCCAGUCACAAACCCCAGUUCCCUACCAACUUUGCGCCUGUAGCAUCUGCCGCAAAGUAGGCGGGUACUCGGGUGCCGUGAACCUCGGCGGCAUCGCCGAUAGCCUGAAGGUGCUUAAGGGCCAGGACCUCAUCAAGAAGUACCACGGCAUCAAGGAUCGCGGAACCCCAAAUGAGGAACAAUGCUCUUCUGAGCGGAACUUCUGCUCAAACUGCAGUUCCAUGCUUUGGCUCUGGGAUCACCACUGGCCAGAGUUGAUUCACCCUUUUGCAUCGGCCAUUGAUACUGAUCUACCUGUGCCAGAUGAGAUGGUUUGUGUCAUGGCUGGAUCGAAGCCGGCGUGGGCGCGGUGGCCUGAAGGCAAGAAGAAUGUGCAUGAGCUCUAUAACGGAGACACCAGCAUCGAGGGGUGGCACAAGAAGCAUGGCUUUUUUGUGGAGUGA